GAUUGGCUGAGGCGAUCCCUGGCUCUGAAUUGGCUGGAGCCGCUCAUAUCCCACAAUGCACCGCUCCUCCUCUUCCUUUCCUUUCGGCCAUUUUCUCCCCGUGGAGGGAAUAAGCAGCCAUGGCCCCCAGCAGGAAUGGAAUGAUCUUGAAGCCUCACUUCCAUAAGGACUGGCAGAGACGAGUGGCCACCUGGUUCAACCAACCCGCCAGGAAGACCCGCAGGCGAAAGGCACGUCUGGUCAAAGCCCGAGAGAUCGCCCCGAGACCGAUCGCAGGACCCCUCAGGCCGGUGGUGAGAUGUCCGACCAUCCGAUAUCACACCAAGAUUCGCGCUGGUAGAGGAUUCAGCCUGGAGGAGCUGAAGGCCGCCGGCAUCAACAAAAAGGUCGCUCGCACCAUUGGCAUCUCUGUGGAUCACCGCCGCCGCAACAAGUCAACAGAGUCCCUGCAGACCAACGUACAGAGGCUGAAGGAGUACCGCUCCAAGCUGAUCCUCUUCCCACGCAAACCCUCCGCCCCCAAGAAGGGAGACGGCUCUGCUGAAGAGUUGAAGAUGGCCACCCAGCUGAAGGGCCCCGUCAUGCCAAUCCGCCAGACUUUCAAGAAAGAAAAGGCGAGAGUCAUCUCCGAAGACGAGAAGAACUUCAAAGCCUUCGCCAGUCUGCGUAUGGCACGCGCCAACGCACGCCUCUUCGGCAUCCGCGCCAAGAGAGCCAAGGAAGCUGCGGAGCAGGAAGUGGACAAGAAAAAAUAAAACUAUUCCCAGAACUGUCAAUAAACACAAAGUUGUAUAAU
Molecule: messenger RNA, 796 nt
Organism: Rana temporaria (common frog)
Lineage: Eukaryota; Metazoa; Chordata; Amphibia; Anura; Ranidae
Gene: RPL13
Product: ribosomal protein L13
Exons: 6
Coding region: 120-755 (211 amino acids)
Biological process (GO): translation
Cellular component (GO): ribosome; cytosolic large ribosomal subunit
Molecular function (GO): RNA binding; structural constituent of ribosome
Source: RefSeq, a predicted model, not a curated record